CGCCCGAACCCUCCCGAACCCCCCGAACCCCCCCGGAACCCACCAGAGGCUACCGAACCCAUCCGAACCCUCCCGAACCCACACGAGGUUUUCCCGAACCCUCCCGAAACCGCCGAACCCACCCGAAGAGGCCGAACCCACCCGAAGAGGCCGAACCCACCCGAAGAGGCCGAACCCACCCGAAGCCUCCCGAACCCACCCGAAGCCCUCCCGAGGCUGCCGAACCCACCCGAAGCCCUCCCGAGGCUGCCGAACCCACCCGAAGCCUUUCCGAGCCCACCCGAAGCCUCUCCGAGCCCACCCGAAGCCUUUCCGAGCCCGAGCCGAAGCCGAAGCGGGCGCCGGUGGCCCCGGUGGCCCCGGCGGUGGCCCCGGGAUGGUGGCGGCCCCCCCCGGCCGCCGCCGCCGCCAUGCGCCGGGGGUUCCUGGUGCCCGAGAUUCGCCCGCUGGACCAGUACGACGGGGCUCGGGCUCGCAGCGCCGCCAGCCUGGCCUGGGCCAUCGCCACCGGCUACGGCGGCGCCGCCAACGUCCCCGAGGAGCUGCGGGACCCUUUCUACACCGACCAAUACUCGCAGGAGCACCUGAAGCCGCCGGUCGAGCGCCUCCUGCUGGGCUCGGAUCUUUAUUGCAGGGCCUGGGGUCACGCCCUGGCCCCUCCCCCCCUGCGCCCCUCCCCCCCGCACCCCCCCGAGCCCCCCCCCCGCGAUCUGGGGGCGCUGCUGGCGCUGCUCGAGGCCAGGGGGGUCCCCCCCAAAGUGCAGGGGGUGCCCGUGAGGCUCCAGGAGCUGCAGCAGAAAACCCAUUCGGAUGGGCGCUCACCUGGCUCUGAUCGAUUCCCUCAUGGCCGCUUUCGUCACCGAAGCAACAAAAAAUUUGGGGACUCCCCCGGGAGCUCCCCAGGGACCCCAAAGUUGGGAACCAAAAUUUUGGGGUGGUUGGAGACGGUGAACCGGAAGCUGCAGGAAAGCACCGAAAAAGAGGGAGGGGGAGGGGGAGGGACCCCCCCAAAUUUGGGGGUUCCAGAAAAUUCCUCAGCCCCUCCCCCCUGCAGCCACAAGUGUCCCACCCGCUGGUACUGGAAGUUGGUUCCUCACGCCAUCGCCUUCUGUUUGAAGGAAUCGGGGAAUAAACCUCCGGUGAUUCGGUACCGGAAGGACAAGGGCGCCCCCCCAGCGCCCCCCCCAUUCCCUCCCGUGAGGGGACUGCAGGAUUUGGCCAGCGGGGGGGUUCUGGCGGCCGCCAUCCACUAUUACUGCCCCCAAUCCUUGCGCCUCGAGGAAAUCCGCCUAGGGGCACCGCUGGCGCUGCCGGACCGGCUGCACAACCUGGGGCUGGUGCGCGACUUUGGCGCGCGGCACCUGCGCACGCGCUGCCCGCUGGCCGUGGAGGACCUGCUCUACAUGGCGCCUGCCCUCAAGUUAAAUGUUGGGGCCUUCCUGGCCGAGCUGUUCCUGUGCUUCGAGGUGCUGAGACCCCCCUUCGUCACCCCCCGGCAGCUGGGGGGGGGCUCAGAAUCUGCAGCCGGUGGUGAGAGCCCGAAUCCCAAAAGCAGCUCCCCUGGCUUCAACUUCAGACACCCCCUGCUGCAGGGGGGGGGGCAGCCCCCAGGGCUCCUGCCCCACUCCCCCUCCCUCCCCCACGGCGACGCCUUCGGCAAAGGCUGGAGCAAGAGACCCCUCAGCCACCCCCUGUCCCAAGCCGUGUCCUUCAGCAUCCCCUUCGGCCUGGACAGCGACGUCGACAUCGUCAUGGGCAACCCCGUGGGCGUCCCCGCCGGGAGCCUCGCCCGCUCUGCCAGCUCCGACAGCCUCGCCCCUCCCCGCUGCCACCCCCUCCGGGCCACCCCUGCCACCCCUCCUGGUGUCCCCAACGGUGUCCCCGAGCCCCCUGAACCCCCAAGUAUUGAGGAAGCUUUACAGAUCAUCCACAGCUCCGAGCGGCUCCUCCCCGACGGAGCGCCCGACGCUUUUUUCCUUCAUUCCCCCGAGCAAAACCCGCCGGAAAAUUCGCAAAAUUUGCCUAAAACCCCUCAAAAUCAACCUCAAAAUCAACCUCAAAAUCAACCUCAAACCUUUCAAAACCAAUCUCAAAAUCCUCCUCAAAAUCCAUCCCGCCCCAUGACGAGUUUCGCGGAACGCAAAAAAAAAUUAGAGGAAGCCACCAACGCCCCCCCCACAAAUUCAGGUGUUAAUUCUAAUUUGGGGGGGGUCUCCAGCACGCCAGGAGCACCCCCAGAAAUGGGUGGGGGUCUCAGCGCCGAAAUGAACCAACUGGGAGCUCGUUUGGAGGAGAAACGCCGCGCCAUCGAGGCGCAGAAAAAAAGAAUCGAGGCCAUUUUCGCCAAACACCGCCAACGUUUGGGCCAAAACGCUUUGCAACGCCUCCGCCAAGAUGAGGAGGGGGCUUCUCCCACCCUCCCCGAGGACGAAUUGAGUCGGGGGGCUCCUCAAAAAUCUCAACUCGUCCAAGCUGGGCAAUACGAAGCCGCCGUGGCCAGGCUGAGCGCGGCGCUGAGCUCGCUGCAGCUCGACAUGCAACGCUUGACUCAACAACAGGAGCGGCUCUUGUUGGAGCAGAGACCCCACGGAGCCCCCCAAGCUUGGGUGAUCCCCCUCCCCAAAUCCGGCAAGACCCCUUCGGCCACCCCAAAAAAUCCCCCGGGUUCUCCAGCUCCCGCUCGGAGAGGAGGAGGAGGAACCAACAGCAAUGCGGGAAAUUCGACACCGGGAGGAGGAGGAGGAGGAGGGGGAGGGGGGGGGAACGCGGGUUCUGUCGCGAUUAUCGCGACAGGAGGGGCUCGCAAAGCUCCACCCCGCAGUCCCAGGAGACCCCGGCCCGCUGAGCUGAGGUUGCCGCCCCUGACCCGGGUGCUGACCCCUCCCCACGAUGUGGACACGCUGCCCCACCUGCGCAGGUUCUCGCCCAGCCAGGUGCCCGUGCAGACCCGCAGCUCGCUGCGCUUCGCCGACGGCCAGGAGAGGGACGAGGAGGAGGAGGUGGAGCAGCGCCCCCCGCCCCCCUCGGCCCCCCCCGAGUCCCCCCCGGUGCCUCCCAAGGGUCCCCCCCGGGCCAGGCCCUGCGGGGACGGCACCAGCGACGCCUCCCUGUCCCCUGGGGACAAGGGGACAACGAGGGGACAG
This is a messenger RNA of Catharus ustulatus (Swainson's thrush), 3143 nucleotides long. RefSeq names its product calmodulin-regulated spectrin-associated protein 3-like. NCBI's taxonomy places the organism in Eukaryota, Metazoa, Chordata, Aves, Passeriformes, Turdidae. Gene Ontology annotation, cellular component: microtubule minus-end. Gene Ontology annotation, biological process: negative regulation of microtubule depolymerization; cytoplasmic microtubule organization; neuron projection development. Gene Ontology annotation, molecular function: calmodulin binding; spectrin binding; microtubule minus-end binding. The record is from RefSeq and is a predicted model, not a curated record.